Messenger RNA from Mollisia scopiformis, 1066 nucleotides. RefSeq names its product dehydrogenase with different specificitie. The record is from RefSeq and is a predicted model, not a curated record. The coding region runs from base 99 to 1034 and encodes 311 amino acids. Lineage: Eukaryota; Fungi; Ascomycota; Leotiomycetes; Helotiales; Mollisiaceae. The transcript has 3 exons.
CUGAAAGUAAGUACUUAAGGAGAUUAUGAAGAACUCGUAAGUAUAUGCUAUAGCUUCGAGCUAUUCUAUCUCUUGAUUCUUUCCCAGCUCGAGAAAAUAUGAGCACCUCCGCCAGAAACACAUUCGAUCCCAGCUUGGACAUACCCGACAUACCUGGGAAGGUCGUUCUCAUAACUGGCGGAAAUGCUGGGAUAGGAAGAGCAACAUGCUUAGCCUUGGCCAGGCACCAUCCAGCUUGCAUCUACAUUUUAGCACGUAAUCAGCAGACAUCGGAAGCUACUAUUGCUGAAGCCCAGAAGCUUGCUCCGAACACAACAAUCAGUUUCAUAGAGUGUGACCUUGCAUCAUUGGCUUCUAUACAGCAAGCUGCCAAGCAUGUAACAGCUGCCACUCAAAGACUUGACCUCGUUUUCUGCAAUGCUGGAAUCCUGGGCGCUCCUCCUGGCUUAACCAAAGAUGGAUAUGAAGUACAUUUUGGUGUCAACCAUCUUGGCCAUGCCCUUCUUUUGAAACUUCUCAUGCCGAAUCUUCUCGCAACAGCUGUGCUGCCAUCUGAUGUAAGAGUGGUGACCACCUCGUCUGACGGUUAUCGAUUCCAUGCCUCGGAAGGUAUCGUGUUCAAGGGCCUCCGAAGCACGCAGGAGAACUUGAACUUUAUGGGAAGGCUUGGAGGAUGGCUUCGAUAUUUUCAGUCAAAGUUGGCCAACAUUGUAUACACCGUCGAGCUCGCACAUCGAUACCCAGCAAUUAAGUUUGUUGCUGUUCACCCCGGCAUCGUGGACACUCCACUAACUCCAAAUUGGAUUAAAAGCACAGCUAUCAUGAGACAAUUGAUGGCUGGUGGAGAUCUCAGAACGCCUGACCAAGGGUCCUGGAAUCAGCUUUGGGCGGCUACUAGCCAGCAAGUAUCGAGUGCGCAAUAUUAUGAACCGGUAGGAAUCGUUGGUAAGAGAACGAAGAAGUCGAAGGAUCCCAAGCUGGCACAAGAAUUAUGGGAUUGGACAGAGACGCAGCUGAAGGAAUGGAGUAUCUGAGAAUCACAACCUACACUAAAAUCACAGAGACC